Glarea lozoyensis ATCC 20868 is the source of this 2379-nucleotide messenger RNA. Its product is annotated as Six-hairpin glycosidase. The record is from RefSeq and is a predicted model, not a curated record. The transcript has a single exon. Gene Ontology annotation, biological process: cellulose catabolic process. NCBI's taxonomy places the organism in Eukaryota, Fungi, Ascomycota, Leotiomycetes, Helotiales, Helotiaceae. Bases 1 to 2379 code for a protein of 792 amino acids. Gene Ontology annotation, molecular function: hexosyltransferase activity; carbohydrate binding.
AUGCUACGUCCCACCCAUAAUGGCGACCGCUAUGAGCUUACCAGCCCAACGGCCAUGCCCAAAGCAGCUGGAUUCCUGUGGAACCAGAAAAUGAUGAUUCAAAUAACAUGUCGUGGCUACGCAACAGCCCAAUUCAUGCAACCAGAACCAGCCAAGUACUCUCACGCACCAAAUAUCGAGGCCAAAACUUUCAUGCAGCCUGAGCAGAACUAUUACACCCACCACCCAGGACGUUUUGUUUACAUCAAAGAUGAAGAAACCAAUGAGCUGUUUUCAGCGCCCUAUGAACCAGUUCGUACCAAAGUCGACCGUUUCGUUUUCUCGGUUGGCAAGAGUGAUAUCGAGUGGACUGUGGAACACUUAGGCAUUAGAGUUGAAAUGACUUUGAGUGUUCCCACACACGAUGUAGCGGAGCUGUGGACUGUGAAAGUCACAAAUCUGUCUGGUCGUACUCGCAAAAUCAGUGUCUACCCGUAUUUCCCAAUUGGCAACCUAUCUUGGAUGAAUCAGUCGGCGGAGUAUCGUGAGGACUUGAAAGCUGUGGUAGCUAGUAGUGUCACUCCAUAUCAAGCAGCAGAAGACUACUGGAAGAACAAGUUUCUCAAGGAUAAAACGUACUUUGCGUGCGAGACACCACCUAAUUCGUGGGAAACCAUGCAGCAGGCAUUUGAAGGUGAAGGUGGCUUGCAUGCGCCAACUGCGCUUCAGGAGCCUAUCUUGAAGGGGGGAGAUGCGCGUUAUGAGACGCCAGUAGCCGCUGUACAGUAUCGCAUCGCGCUAGAACCAGACGAGAAGCAAGAGUACCGUUUCCUAUUCGGUCCAGCCUUUGAUGAUGCUGAAAUCGCAGCUAUGACAAAGAGAUACCUUAGCAAGGAAGGUUUUGCUAAGUCUGCAAGUAGUUACGCCUCAUAUAUUCAGCAGGGUCGAGGUUGUCUUCAGAUCAAAACCCCUGAUAAGGAUCUCGAUAAUUUCGUCAACAACUGGUUGCCUCGUCAGGUGUUCUACCACGGGGAUGUGAACCGUUUGAGCACCGAUCCGCAAACGCGCAACUACCUGCAGGACAACAUGGGCAUGAGCUUCGUGAAACCAGAAGUAGCUCGAAAAGCCUUCUUGAUAGCUCUUAGGCAGCAAGAGGCUAAUGGUUCCAUGCCCGACGGAAUCUUACUGGCCGAAGGAGCGGAGCUCAAGUAUAUCAACAAAAUUCCACAUACCGAUCACUGCGUGUGGUUACCAGUUACUCUUGAUGCGUAUCUUAACGAAACAGCCGACUAUGAACUUCUAGAUGAAUCAAUAACCAUUUCGAACGGCGACAAAUAUACAGUCUUCGAGUGCUUCAGUCGCGCUGUGGACUGGCUGUUUUCUCAACGUGAUGAGCGCGGUCUCAACUAUAUCGCCCAGGGCGACUGGUGCGAUCCGAUGAAUAUGGUGGGAUACAAAGGUAUUGGAGUGUCUGCCUGGCUUACCGUGGCUACAGGAUACGCAUCCAACUUGUGGGCCAACGUUUGUGAACUCAAAGGCAAAUCAGAGCUCGCAGCCCACUAUCGAUCCGCAGCAAAAGAGAUAAAUGCAGCAGCGAAUAAGGAAUUUUGGGACGGCGAUUGGUAUGCGCGAGGCAUUACUGACGACGGUGUUAUCUUCGGGACCAAGGACGAUCGCGAAGGACGUAUCUGGCUGAACCCCCAAACUUUCUCUAUCUUGGGUGGCGCAGCAAGCUCUGAGCAGGUUGCUAAGUUUUUACCGCAGAUCGAAAAGCAACUCACAACUCCAUACGGUGUGACGAUGUUUGCGCCAGCUUACAGCGGAAUGCGUGAGGAUAUUGGCCGUGUGACGCAAAAGUAUCCGGGUUCGGCAGAGAACGGGUCGGUAUACAAUCACGCAGCUAUUUUCUUCAUCUACAGUCUAUAUAGCAUUGGGAAGGGCGAACUUGCUUACAAAUAUCUGCGCCAGAUGUUACCUGGCCCAUCAGAAGAAGAUUACGUCCAGCGCGGCCAGCUUCCUGUCUACAUUCCCAAUUACUAUCGUGGUGCUUACCACGAGUAUCCUCGAACUGCAGGUCGCUCAAGUCAACUGUUCAAUACUGGCACAAUUCCAUGGGUUUAUCGAUGCUUUAUUGAAGGACUUUGUGGCUUACGUGGAGAUCCUAAAGGCCUUACCAUCAAUCCUCAACUUCCUGAAGCCUGGAGCCGCAUCCAUGUCACUCGCGAAUUCCGUGGAGCAACGUUCAAUGUCAACAUUCAGCGCUCAGGCACGAAGACCGUCAAAGUCGUCUGUGAUGGUAAGGAUCUACCGGAGCCAAGGAUUACUGGAAUCAAGGCUGGCACCACGUACGAGGUGUCUGUCUACGUACCUGGCGGAUUGACAAAUGGUCAUAGACAUUAG